Macrosiphum euphorbiae (potato aphid) is the source of this 315-nucleotide messenger RNA. The record is from the annotation of a GenBank genome assembly. Lineage: Eukaryota; Metazoa; Arthropoda; Insecta; Hemiptera; Aphididae.
AUGCGGGUACGAACCAAGGCAAAAGAUUUGGCGGCGAGACAUCGCCAUAGAGUAGCAAACGAAAAUAAAGAAAACUUGUCCGCACUAUUAUCAGUCGUAGCGGUAAGGACCGACACACGACUAGCGGAAGAAGACACCAGACACCAGAACAGGAUGAAACAUCUAUCAAUGAUCCAAUGGGUAACGGAAGUAAACACAAAAAUGUUCCCGAACCAUACACAAACACCAGGACAGUCACACUCCGUCAACAAACAGACAGGGAUUAAUACAGGAUGGCUACACCACCCGGGCACUAAUCCGGGGGGGGAGUUGUAA